CCCUGCAGCCCAUCCCCCGCCCCCAUGGUCCCAGAGCCUGGCCCUGCCCACAAUAGCACCCCCGACUGGGGGUCGGGGCUGGCGUCGGACCCGGUGGGCAGCGGCUGGGUAGCAGCUGCGCUAUGUGUGGUCAUCGCACUGACGGCGGUGGCCAACUCGCUGCUCAUAGCGCUUAUCUGCACGCAGCGAGCGCUGCGCAACACGUCCAACUUCUUCCUGGUGUCGCUCUUCACGUCGGACCUGAUGGUGGGGCUGGUGGUGAUGCCGCCGGCCAUGCUGAACGCGCUGUACGGGCGCUGGGUGCUGGCGCGUGGCCUCUGCCAGCUCUGGGCCGCCUUCGACGUGAUGUGCUGCAGCGCUUCCAUCCUCAACCUCUGCCUUAUCAGCUUGGACCGCUAUCUGCUCAUCCUCUCGCCGCUGCGCUACAAGCUGCGCAUGACGCCCCCGCGCGCCCUGGCUCUAGUCCUGGGCGCUUGGAGCCUCGCAGCGCUCGCCUCCUUCCUGCCCCUGCUGCUGGGCUGGCACGAGCUGGGCCGCGCGCGGGCACCCGCCCCCGGCCAGUGCCGCCUGCUGGCUAGCCUGCCCUUCGUCCUCGUGGCAUCGGGCCUCACCUUCUUCCUGCCCUCAGGCGCUAUCUGCUUCACCUACUGCAGGAUCCUACUGGCCGCCCGCAAGCAGGCCUUGCAGGUGGCUUCCCUCACCACCGGCACGGCCGGCCAGGCCUUGGAGACGCUGCAGGUGCCCAGGACCCCACGCCCAGGGGUGGAGUCGGCUGACAGCAGGCGGCUGGCCACCAAGCACAGCAGGAAGGCCUUGAAGGCCAGCCUGACACUAGGCAUUCUGCUGGGCAUGUUCUUCGUGACCUGGCUGCCGUUCUUUGUGGCCAACAUAGCCCAGGCUGUGUGCGACUGCAUCUCCCCAGGCCUCUUCGAUGUCCUCACAUGGCUGGGUUACUGUAACAGCACCAUGAACCCCAUCAUCUACCCACUCUUCAUGCGGGACUUCAAGCGGGCCCUGGGCAGGCUCCUUUUGUGUCCCCACUGUCCCCAGGAGCACCGGGCCAGCCUGGCCUCACCCUCCAUGCGUACCUCUCACAGUGGCCCCCGGCCGGGCCUAAGCUUGCAGCACGUGCUGCCCCUGUCCCUGCCCCCGGACUCUGACUCGGACUCUGAUCCAGGCUCGGGAGGCUCCUCAGGCCUGCAGCUCACAGCCCAGCUGCUGCUGCCGGGAGAGCCCGCCCGGGACCCCCCGCCAUCUGCCAGGACUUCUGCUGUGGUCAACUUCUUCAACAUUGAUCCUGUGGAGCCCAAGCUGCGGCUCCAUCCGCUUGGUGCCCCCACGAACUGAUCCGGGUUUGGAGCUCGUCACCGGGCAGCCGGACUGGGUGGAAGCAAGUCCCCAAGGCCUUGGGCCAGCUCUUGGCUGAGGCCAGGAGACUGCAGAUCUCCUGGGAGCCCUCUGAGUUCCACUGCGGUGCACUGAAUCAGCCCCCCGUGCCCACCCCAGAUCCCCCACUUGAGGGAUAACAGCUGGCUCUGUUAGUUUUCUCCAGGAUGCACCAUUGCUGAGUGUAACUUGUGGCUGUGUAUAGAGGAUGGUUGGAGGGCUCUAGGAAUGGGGCAAAAGACCUCUUGGUUCAGAUUAGAAAGAAGACAAUCAUCUCUUUUGCAUAUUCUAUCAGAUUGCCUAGGAGGGAUGCCUCCGUCUGCAGAGAUGGAUUAGCACAGUGUUGGAUCCCUUGCUUAUCUAAGUGUAGUUUGUGGGCUUUCACCUCCUGGGAGUGUGUUAAAAAUGCACACCUCUUUCCCCACCCCAGACCUGCGGAGUCAGAAUCUGAGUGUUAGCAAGGUCCCUGGUGACUUGUGUGCACAUUUGUUUGAGAUGUGCUGGUUUAGAUGAUCUUUACCCUGAGGAUGGUUUGCUGGACAGUUUUUGGACCAGCCAGCCCCUCAGGAUGUCGGUGGCCUCACAGAAAACCCAUGAACCUGGGAGUCAGGCAGGCAUAAGUUUGAAUCUCUGUGCUACUAUUUUCUAACUCUUGCGCAGGUUAUGUAACCUCUCUGAGCCUGUCAUCCCACCUGCAGCAUGUGGUAACAAUGCCUGCCUCACAGGACGUCAUAGGUCCCGCUGUUGUUAUAACACCUGGACAUCCAGCCCCCUGGCCUCUGGCUAUGGGCGGAGAAUGGCUAUUUGUUCCCAUUAUUUUUUAAUCUUUUUCAGCCCCACCCCAGCACCCAGGCUGCUGCAUUGCCUUUCCAGGGGCAAAGAGGCGACUACUGGUUUCUGGCUCAACAUCUGGGAUGGGUAUUCCUCUGCCUUGGGCUUCCUUCGACCUAGAAGGGAACCAGCCGAGGGGGACAGAACCGGCCCCUUGCCCCACCUCCUUCUGGCCUUCCCUGGGUCCCUGAGGGAAAUGGAAGUAGUGGCACUUGGGUCAGUAGAGUUGAAGAGGAGAUGUCUCUAGUGUGGGUUGGUGCCCUCGGGCAGGCAGGUGAACCCUGGUACAGGGGUCUGCUUUUUAAUUUAUUUUUUGACGGGGUACUCAGUUCCUACAGUUCACCUGCUGUAGGUUCCUUGUCAGUCUGAGGUCUUCCUUACACUCCCCCCAAGUUCCAUCAGCCCAAACUCCACGCGUGGCCUGGCGCUCUCCUUGGUGCUGAUUAGACUCGACUCCGGCCCUGGCUGCUGGCCAUAGAGGAGUCACGGUGCUUGUUGGGGCUUCCGUUCUGCCCCCAGGCCUGCCUGAGUGGACUCUCAAUAAACACUGGCUUCCUGAAAGUAGUGACUGUGGAGUGGACUGGAUUUGCUUGGGGGACCGCUCAGAUUGGGAAGCAGCUGGUGAAGUGGCAAGCGACCCUGGGCACAGGUGUCUGGAUUCUGGUCCAGACUCGGCCCCUAAUUUGCUCUGGGACCUCAGCAAAGACAUUUUCCCUCUCAGGGCUUUAGCUUUCCAUGGGUGACAUGGGUUGUUUGGACUAAUAGUAGCAGAAGUUCUGUAAAUAUUUGUUGAAGGAACAAACCAAUAUACAUACCCCCAAGGACCAGCUCAGCUCCAACACUCUAAUUCCUCCUCCUCUCCUCUUCCCCCUGGCUCCUCCAGAGCUUAAUACUUUUUUUGCUUAGGUCUUGAUUUCCCCAUCUGCACAAUGGGUGGUGGGGGGGGAUUCUCUCUGACCCUGGGACAGUGGGAGGAACAAAGGGGAAGGUUCCCACGGAUGCAGACACAAUAGCUAAGAGCUUGGGCUCUGGAGGCUGACUGGCUGGAGUUUGAGACUGACCAGCUGUGUGACCUUGAACAGGUUACCUACCCUCUC
This is a messenger RNA of Hipposideros armiger (great roundleaf bat), 3314 nucleotides long. RefSeq names its product 5-hydroxytryptamine receptor 6 (gene HTR6). Gene Ontology annotation, molecular function: neurotransmitter receptor activity; G protein-coupled serotonin receptor activity. The record is from RefSeq and is a predicted model, not a curated record. The transcript has 3 exons. Gene Ontology annotation, cellular component: plasma membrane; dendrite. Lineage: Eukaryota; Metazoa; Chordata; Mammalia; Chiroptera; Hipposideridae. Gene Ontology annotation, biological process: G protein-coupled receptor signaling pathway, coupled to cyclic nucleotide second messenger; chemical synaptic transmission; adenylate cyclase-modulating G protein-coupled receptor signaling pathway. Bases 25 to 1347 code for a protein of 440 amino acids.